This is a messenger RNA of Paraglomus occultum, 444 nucleotides long. The record is from the annotation of a GenBank genome assembly. Lineage: Eukaryota; Fungi; Glomeromycota; Glomeromycetes; Paraglomerales; Paraglomeraceae.
AUGGAUAAGAAUUCAACGAGCGAUCCUUUAUCCGAAGAUUUUGGCACAUUAAUAUCAAACAUAUAUGGAACAGUAAAUAUAAGUCCUAAUAGUUUUUUUGUUAGAACGGACAAGAAGAGGAGAUCAAACACGGUGCUCGGUUUAUUGGGUUUACUUGGUGGUGCAUGGAGCUUAGCCAUAACAGGAUACACUACUCUAUUUGGCAGUAAACGUUUAGCACCAUUACUGGAUAAUUCAUCGACACUGGAUGUAUCAACUUCAUCAAGUGAUUUAUCUUUUCAAGAUAACAAUACAUUGCAACAACGACUAGACGCUUUAGAAUUGUUUCUCAAGGAGUAUGUGAUCGACCAGACAUAUUUGGAAAAUCUGAAAGAUAACAAAUAUUCGAACAGACUUAGCAAAUUUUUGGGAAAGUCCGACUUGGAAAGAUCGGAAGAAAAAUGA